Molecule: messenger RNA, 9664 nt
Organism: Xyrichtys novacula (pearly razorfish)
Lineage: Eukaryota; Metazoa; Chordata; Actinopteri; Labriformes; Labridae
Source: the annotation of a GenBank genome assembly
CUUCUCUGGCAUUUUGGUUCUUGGGUUAAGGGGGCGUGGUGGACGUGCACAUUCAUUGUCCAAUCAUACUCCGACUACGCUGGUUACAUGGUCGAGAAAAUCGAACUCCGAUCGCAUUAUCUGGGUGUCUUAAUCGGAGUUCUCAAACUCUGAUUACAGUCAGACUAAAGUGUUUACAUGCCCUCCAGUUGUCCAGUCUUAAUCGGAGUAAGGUAAUAAUUUGGUUUUCUCGAGUGUUAUGUAAACGUACUGAGUGAUGUUGGCCUUGUGGCAUGAUGUUUUGUUCAGGUCUGAAAAAGAUAUUGCAACUCAGCGAAAAACUUGUCAUGCACAAAUUUGUGCCAAUAUCGGAUCAAUAUUGGUAUCGGUCAAUAUUGAAGGCUACGAUAUCGAUAUCAUAUCGGAAGUCAUAAAGUUGUACUGGGACACCCCUAAUUAUAACGAGAAUGUGAUUUAAUGUAAUCCACAAUGACUUUACAAGUCCAAAAAUAAAUCCUAAUUCAAGAUAAAUCAGCCAAAGAGGCUUAAAUCUGGAGUUAAGACUUAUUUCUUUACUUCUCUGAUCAAUGUGGCUUAAAUAAUUUGUAGCAAGAUAAUUUGAUCAGAAAUCACUUGUAUCCACUCAGUUAGAUUUGAGUUUUUGCAGUGUAAGGAACUAUAAUCAGGUAAUUGAAGCCGAGGAUUGAUAGUAAAUGACUUGACCGAAGGCUUUCCGAGACUAUUAGUGUAAGUGUUUUGAAAAUUCUAUCUGUAUGUGAGUGUGUGUGUUUGGACAAGUAUAUCCUCGGGUGUGUGUAAGCAUAUGUUGUAAGCAGCUUCAGGAGCCAUUUCUGCAGCCUUAUCUGUCUGUGAGUGGAGUGCUGGCUGCUCCAGCUGCAGAGCCAGAGCCCACUGCCCACUGCUUAAGUGGAAGAAGACUAAUCCCUCUUCUCAGAGCCCACUGUCGUAAACACCACUUCUCAAAAGCCACCCAUGCACACCCAGCCUGUCCAGCGCAGCCGCGGCCCACCCGACACUCUGCCUGUGCAGCUUGGGGCCCCUUCUGAAGGAGAGGAGAUAAUUGAGAAGGCCUGAUCACAUAUCAAAUGAUUUCCAGCAGAGCUUUUCGCUCGUGCCAGCAGCAGGCCGCAGCUAUUUGGUUGUGUGUCCCUCGCUUCUUCAGUCAGGCGGAGAAGGCCCAUGUGCUCCUCCCGCGUCAAUAUAACAAUCUGCCACAGUCAUCAUCCAUAAUCUCCAUGAUAAGAGAGGAAAUAUUGUCAUAGGAAAUGUAGCAACUGGACUUGGAGCUUUGGAAAUCUGAGCCCAUCUCACAGCUUGAAAGAGAACAAACUGCAAGGGAAAUGUGCUGAGAUGAGUUUUCAUACGAACGUUGGGGGUCAUUUCCCAGAUUUCCUCCUCUUUUUUUAGAAAUGGGAAAUGGUGUGCUGCUAACUGAGCGCCUACAGGGUACAAUUUAGUCAAAUAGAAAAGAUCAGAUCUGGAAUUAAAAAGUAGUCAGCGCUGACCACCACAGCAGGUCCAAGAGGAAAUACUAAACCGCUUUCGCACUUUGCUGUAAUUUGCAGAGACAGUUGGAUAAAACAGCAGUUUAUGAGGGCUUUCCUGGUCCAGCAGUGCCGCUGAAGGUUGUUAUCCGCAUACCUUGCUGCAAUGAACAACGUAUUUAACAGCAGAAGGUCAGAUGCAAAGUAGAGAUCUGCCAUAUGGUGUGACAAGUCUUUGAUGGGGAAAUUCAUCAAAAUCACCAGCAUAACUGGCAGCCUUGUGAUUUUUCAUCAUAACACUUCCUUUUGCCAUUUGGGAAACAUUUUUUAGAGUGAGGGUAGGAAGGGUGGUUGGAAGGACAAGGUGGCACAUUGAAAUUCAUUAAAGUGAGCUUUGCGUACACGCUGCACUCUGCUCUGCAUGGAUGGUCGCCUCUCUACUCAAUCAAGUCUGGUCAAAAUUGACCCACAUCAUCCAUCCCUGGGCGAAUCAGAAACAGAGUGUAAUGUGCCAUGCUGUUGCAUUAUUUCAGGGUGGCCUUCCUUGGAUUGACUUUUCUCUUUAUAGAGAAAUUUAGGCGGUCUAACAAAACAUGUGUCCUUGUCUGAAUCUGGAUCGCUCAGAAAAAUGACAGUAUAGGUGCUGCUACUGCUGAAGUUCUGAAUGUGCAGAUCUCUGAGGUCAAGUCUGCAGAAAUAAAAAUUUGACAUCUGCUUGUUCAAUCAAAAUGAAGUUGGCAAGGUUGUGAAGGAAAAAUGUACAACAUUAGAAUUUGCAGAAUUCAGUUUUUGGAGAAUUCUCAUGUUUUAUUACUUUUGAAGUUGCAACAUGAAAGUUUAGUUAUGUUUGAGUGUAAAAUAUCCAUCAUUUUUAUAAGUAGGAAAAAUCAAUGUUUGGGUUUAGAUAAGUAUCCUAUUCUGGAUUGUGUGCAUGCUUAUUUGUCACAUAUCACCUUUACCAUGCCAUGCCAUUAGGACUGGGCGAUAUGGCCUCAAACCAAUAUCACGAUAUAUUGAGCAGUUCACCUUGAUAACGAUAAAUGGACGAUAACUACUUCACAAGCUGCUCACCCCCUCCCACAUUAACUUUGUCUGUUAAUGUGCUCCAUCUCCUCGCCUGUCUUUCCCUCUUUGUUACAGACCUACACACAUCUAAAACCAACCUUUAUUUAUUAAUAUAUUUUUUUGACACCAUAUAUACCGAUAUAGGCAAAAUGACGUCAGUUAUUGUCAUAAAUUUCUGUAUCGGUAAAUUUUCAGUUUAUCUCACAGCCCUACAUGCCUUCAUCACUUCCUUUUUGCAUGAAUCUACAUAAAAAGUCAUCCUAUAAUCAGUGUAAUGCAGCCUCUGAAUUAACAGACCACUGUGCCUGCAUGCCGUCUGUGUCAGUGUGCAACAUGACUGUGAAAUGUCAACAUGCAUUCAACACUGUUGCAAACGCACACUACUUUUGAAUCUAUUUAUUUCAGAGCUUGUUUGCCUUCAUUCAGAGGAUAUGAGCAGAAAAACAGAAGUACAUGCUGCAAGGGGCAACAGUUUGGAAUUGAACCUAGUCUCCCCAUUUUCAGGACUGUAGCCACAAUAUAUGAGGCAAUUUAACCCCUGAGUUGAACCUGCGCUUCGAGCAUGACUGACUUAAAGACAGUGAAUUCCCACUUAUCCAGGUGCUUGUUAACGCUGUGAAAAACCACAGAGUGUUUUCUUUUAGCACCACAGGGCCUGGUGGGGCCAGUGACGUAUCACUUCAUCUGCCCUUUUUCCCCUUCUUGUAUUUCCUCCUGACCCAUGCAGGAAUCAGAGCUAUUGGUCAAAGGGGCUUAACCAUAUUCGGUAUAAAAGCAGAUCCAAAUUUCCAAAUAAUAAAAUGCACAAAUGUGAUUUUGAAUCUCUGAAUGUUUUAGAAAGAACACUGCGCUUCUGUGGUUUGAAUUCCCAUAUUUUCACGGACCAGAGUUCAGACUGUGCUGCAGAAAGAAAAAAUAAUGUGACAUCAAUUUAUUCCAAAACCAUGCAGUUCUAAUAAGCACCAACAUUUACUGACAUAACUUGUCUUAUGUUGUUUCAUGCAACAGCUCUCUUACACAACUUUUAUCCCUGCUCAUAUGUACGUAACAAUUACAAACCUAAAAAAAAGCAGGCGGCUUAAAAACACAGCACAGGCUAUUUAUUGCAUCAGCGUCACAAAUCCGUUUUCUGGAUCUAAUUUUGUUGUUUCUUUGACCCGAGACUACUUUGAGUUAUUUUGAUACUACAUCACGUCAUGAGGAUACCUCACAGAACGAAACAGUAGAUGAUGAAAACGAUGCUAGAUGGGGAUCGUAAGCCUCUUAUGUUGCCCAAACUUUCAUUUUCAAUGACGUUGGAUGGAGAACAGGCUGUACUAUAUCAAGCCAGAAUGAAGGAAGAAUAUUUCCAAUUACUUAAAUGUGAUAGCAUGUGCAUGCGUGUUCACUAAACUACUAAAAUACGAGGAAUUCCCAAUACCCUCUUUGACGAUUCAGUUAUUAAUGUGGCAGAGAAGUGACCCAUGCAGCUUUAUUUAUCCUCCAGAUCAACAGUUAAGCCAAGUGUCCACUCAGAGGUCUUAUCCAAUGUAUUUAUUGAAGCCUACUGGCGUCACAGCCCUCUUUGUGGUUGAAUAAGGGUUAAUCAAAAGCCCGGCUCUGUUAAAAACCCUUAAAAGGACUCUGGAAAUAAAGUAGAUCAAACCAAGAAUUAUGAAACACAUGCUGACACAGUUUGGCGUCAUCCUACCAGACCACGAGGAGAAAUUAGAGGAUUAAACGUUAUCUGUUGAGUCAGGAUAAGACAGGUCCAGUCAGGAUGUGUCUGGAGGUUCCAUUAGCGGCUCCCUGCACCUGUGAAACUGCCCCACACCCCGGCUGCUCAUCAAUCUUUCAGGACCCGUGCCUGCGGAGGCAAGGUGGCUCUGGAGUUGGGUCACAGCCAGAUUUGGAGCUGGUGCAAACAAGCAGAAACGAGCUGCAGCAGACCAGCCGGGCUUGGCUUCCCCGCUCCGGUCUACUGCACGAGCACACCAGAGGAGUUCGGCCCUGUUUGUCUGUCUGCACGGCAACAAAACAGGCCAGCACAGCACAGCAAGCGGGGAUAUUUUGGCCACAGUCAAUGCAUGCAUGUGUGUCUGACGCUUCAGUAACAACAGGGAACAUGGAGAGCGGAGGAGACUCCAAGAACACCGAGCAUGCUGGGUGAAGCCUGCUUCUCUCUGCCGGUGAAACCACAUCACUCUUUGAUCCUUUUCUACUCAUCCGAUCCAAUACACACAAACAUACCCAGGUUGUCUGUCAGCUGUCAGAAAAUACACCUCCACUGCAUCUGCCUUUUUCCCCCGUCAAAGCUGGUCACCCCACAAAAGCCGAGAUGUUAUUUUCAGUUGGAAAUCUCUUACAGGUGUAACCCCCCAAUGUUACUGUCAGAAAAAAACUAAUGAGCAUCACUUCUCAUUCAUCACUUUUCACUUCACACGGACUCAGAAGUGCACACGCGUGCACGAGCCGUCAUUCAGCUCCACCAGUGGAGGACAUACACUACUACACAGCGGGAGCAGGCUCUGGGUUUGCAGUUGAUUCUGUUUGUUUCUACUGUUUGAUGGAGUAGAGGUUCCCCGGGGCACAGUCAGAAUAUCGUGGGGAGCCGGAGCGCAUAAACAAUCUGAGGCUCGCUUUUUUUUAGGUGGCGUCCGACAUCAAAACAAUCGAGAAAAAAAAAAAAAAAGUUUGCUUUUCAUAAAAAGGCAGCCUCUACAAAGCACGGCUCUGCUUCAAUGAAAGGUUUAACAGUAAUACCAAAACAUUUACCCGCCAACAGUUCAGUCUGGAAACCAUUAUCAUGCAUCAUGCAUCCUGGUAUUAAUGUUCUCUGCAUAAAUGUGUUGAUUUUCACAAAGUUAAAUGGGAUAACAUUCUAGAGCGCUAUUACAUCUGUGUGUUUCAGAGUGGCUUCAAUUAACCUUUGUAGUGAUUGCACCCGAGGAAACACUGGAAUCCAUUGUUAAUCCAAUAAUUAUUGUCUGGCAAAUGUACUUGACUUUGUGCCGUCAGCCAGCUAAUUCACUUCUUGUUUUUCUCUCUUUCUUUUUUUUUUUUUUCCAGAAGUCAAUAAAUCUUCUGAUUAGAAUUGGAAUUGUAAUUUAAAAGGGGAGAUGUUUAUCAGAGUGUUAUCUACAUCCCCGUUAAGAGUGCCGUCAAUGCAGACCCACGCUCUAAAACGUCGUUUUUAAACAGUCCGCCUCACAAAUUAAUUUAUCCCAAUCGAUUUUGUCCAAAAGCAGCUAAAAUAAUUCAAAAUAUUGAUGUUGUAUUCAGUAGAAAAGGGCUGAAUUUCUUUAAAUUAGCAACAAUAAAAUGCCUUUUUGAUGUUUUCCAGAAGCAAAGCCUUUUCCCUGUCACAUUUAUCUUUCUUUUACACCAUGCCGUCGAUAAAAUACGUUGAAAAUAAUUCACAGUGUGGUAAUUCAGCAUUCUUUAUAAAAUAGGGCCAACCAAGGCAAUAAAAAAGCUUUGGAUAUUGAUUUGUUUUGCAACAGGGAGCCCAAGGGUUCUUUUAAAGCACUGGAUCUUUAGAAAGUGAGCUAAACAUCAUGGCUGCUGCGAGUAUAAAAAAAAAGCUACCUCAGGUGCCAGAGUGGAGAAGCAGACUGUUGUGGCCGAGCAAUCAGAGGGCUGUGAUUGCAGGUUUGCAAAAAACAAAAAAGGAGAAAAGUUAUCAAUCAAGAUGAGGGCGAGGGUAAUCAGAGCAAUAAAGGUAAACAAAUCAGAAAUAAAGGGUAUAAAACGUCUUGGAGUGAAAUCCUGAGAGGGCUGUGGAGACAGAAACACAUGCUGUUAUACUAUUCAUAAUUGGUAUGAGAAUAUGAGUAGCUGUUUGUUGCCCUGCUUAGAUUACCGUACUUGGACAUGCCAUGGAGUGUAAACUGGAGUGAAGUGGUUCUUGAUGUGGUCAGUCAAAGUCCUGUUGGUUCUCUGUCUACAUUUGAUCAAACAGGUUCAGUUUUUCAUCUUGAAAAGGUCAGACUCCUCGUUGUCCCUUGUCAAGAAACUGUUACAAGUCCACAGUGAGUCAUGCAGCAAAUAGGUUGCCAUUCUAAUCCACGCAGCAUCGCAUACAGGACGAGUAUCAGCUCCAUCGCAGCUUUGUAUCAGAAGUGUAUCAAACAUGGCUCUGCUAAAGAUACGCGCAGAGUCUAUAUUUGCUGCUCUACGCAUCCAACAAGCGUCAGUCUCCACAGAGAAGAUCUUUCUAGAUAGGAUGUCAAGCAUGAAAACAUGUGCUUGUCAUCCGGUAUUAAUAAAACACAACAUGCGGGCUUCCGAGUGUGUAUCAGUGUAUGUGGAUGAGAACUACUUCCUGGUUAUGGAUUUAUCAGUAACACAGAACAAUCUGAUCAAUCCCUGAUCCAUGUGGACCCCAACUCGACAUAGUUUACUUUACUAAACACGAGUAAACCUGCAAAAACCCGAAACUGUAAAAUCACGUUGCUUUUUCACAUACAGUAGAGGCUCAAGGGUCACUGAAUUAUAUCCAAAUUAGCAGGAAAUCAACCACAGAAAGGAAAAACAACCUGUUGUGAGCAUGUUGUUUCCUCUAUACUGAGCCCAGCUGACCGGGGCUGCACUACGCUGAUGCAACACUCCAAAUACGCAUCCUGUAUGCGAUAGACAGCGCUGUUCUACAGAGCAAAUACGUGCUCAAUAUGGAUCCUGUAUGUUUUCGGCUUAAUGCUGUAGAAGAUCGUACUUAGUGAGUAUACAUUUAUGAAAAGUGAUCCUCGUCCGUGAUUGGCUGAUCAAGUCUAAAAAAAGUUAAAAACAAUCAGUGGGUGUAUCAGUGUCCUGAUGCUGAUUGUUUUAAAUAUCCACGAAAAGCUUCGCUGUUCUUGAAUCAACUUGAAAUGUCUUUCUGAAAUGGUCUCACAGAGACGUGAUGAGCUCCAAACUACUGUCAUCUGUCUGCAAUGCUCCACAGCAUCACAAGUGCACUCGCCAUCACAGGAGAGCUAUUCCCUGUCAGCCGUGGAGCAGUCAGUGAGACCACAACUUGAGCUACACCCGCCAUCUCAGAGCCUUUUAACCACCUGACUAAACGACGCUCUGCUGCUCCAACAGCACUGACGUUCUGCUGCCUUUAUGUUUAUGGCGAGCUGACAUGUAUCUGAAGGGCAAAUUACUGCUUACGGCGCAGAGGCUGAGUGACAACAGGCAGCCCCUCUCUCUCUCUCUCUGUCUCUCUCUCUCCGUUCUAUUUCUGCUCUUCUCUAAGAGACCCAUCUGCUGUGAGAAAUGUAUUUAUUGAUGACUGUUUACCUCUCCUGGUUUGCUUUUGUGCCUCAAUUUAGGCCCCAAGUCACUCCAGCAAUUCAAAGGCUCGGGCUCUCGAGAGCGUUUGGCUUCACAUUCAGAAACAUCAUGGUGUGUCUGGUAAUGGUUAAUAGUCUAACCAGAACAGCAGCAGCAGCAGAGUGAAAUCUGAAAGCAGGGUCUCUCUAAAGUGGUUCAUUUAUCUUGUGUGAGGAGAGCCGGCCCACGCUCUGACAAAGAGCAAAGACUUUACAAGGAAAAUUCUAAUCAAGCAACAGAAAAGCAUCCUGAGGCGUCCGCAUGGUCAUUUGCUGAAAAACAAAUUAGCCUUUACCCCUGCACUAUUCGACCUGAAGAAACAACUAAAGACAUCUCAAAAACUGAUUUUAAUUGUUAUUAUAAUAAGUGUCUGACCAGCUCAUCAUCAGCGGGGGACCCUCUGAGAUUACAUUUGUCUUAAAAAAACCACCAAACAAGACAGAGCUACAAUUUGGAUGAAAACAGGUUUGAGAAAUUCGAUUAAUGGGUGACAGCAAAGGUCGACAUUAACAAUGAUAAAACACACUAAGAAAUUAAACAUGAAUUAUCUUCUGGUGCAAAACGCCUGUAAUGAAGUAAGAUAAUAUCAAUUAAUGAAACAGAGAGGAGGCGUGGAUCAGGAGCGAAAGACGAGGAGUAACGACGGUUAAGGAGAGAGAUAUAAAUCGAGAACAACAUGUAAGAAGUCAACAGUCUAACAAAUACAGUUUACACUCCAUUGCAUGGUUAAGGAGGUCAAUUUAAGCAUGGCAACAAGCAACUGUGUUUAAUGAUUUAUCUGCCUAAUCUGACGCAGAUCAUUAGGAGAAAAGCCCCUGCACAACUAAAAACAAGGCAAGCGUAAAAAAACAUCAGAAAAUCUGUUUUCUCGUACAAAACAACACAUUUUUACCAUCUGCAGCACCCGCUAAAAUAUGUUGGCAGCUUCCUGGCUUGCAACAUAUAUUUUUCGCUGAAGUUUACCACAACAAGACUGCGGCACAGCUUCUUCUUUCUCCUGCAGACGCCUUAACUUUGGGCUGCAAAUCCGUGUGUGAUGUGCCAGUGAGUGAAUUUCCCUUUUAACAGUGACUGAUCAGGACAAGUGUGUGGCAGCAGGCGGUAGGAUGUGAGGGAGAACCGGCUCGUCUGAUGCGCAGCCUCACUGCCGGGGAGUCACCAGCAAGACGGUCCCACACAUAUGGAGGAACGCGUGCCUUCCCGUAGAGUGGGGUUUGGUGUGUUCGUGUGUGGACAGCGGGGUGUGCUAAUGCUGUAGCCUGGCUGUCACAUAGGCUCCAUUAUAAAUGAGCAUGAAUCGCUGGGGCAGCUGGACCGAGCGAGGGGCAUCUGGGUAAUUUGGAGAGUUAGGGAGGGGGGGUAGCAGGUUUGUUAGCCCAGCUGUGUUAGCUGAGGUGGUAAACUGGGUUUAGGUUGCAUGACAGAGCAUGUGAGCGUUCAUAAAUACAUAAAUAUCUGCCGCUGAGCUUGUAUGCAGGACUCGGCGGGGAAGGACGCCCCAGCAGCAGCAGCAACUGACCUCAUAAAAGAAGUAAAUGUAGCAUCUUGAAGGAAAACUAAAAGAAUUUCUGUUUUGUCAAGCCUCCGUUCACCGUGUGAAACAUGGGUGUAGUCUUUGUAACGUCAACCGUUGAUUUCUCCAGAGGUUGAAUGAAGCCAAACAAUGGCUUUCGCUGUGUUGAAAAUUCUGACUCUGACAGUUGGCCAGUCUAGACACCAGCAGUGAGGUGGAGCAGGCAAACACAUUCAAUGCAACCACAUGCUCCUGCUUAUGAAAAAUCAAUGCUCAACUCUUGGCCAUAAUAUCUUCAAAAUAAAGGAGA